CCGAAUCGUAUUUACUGCACAUGCAGCAGCACUUGCUCGACAAAAAGAACAAGUACUGAAGUGUCAUGUGGGCAGGACUGUAAAUGUGGGUCUCAGUCAAAGCCGUGUCGAAACAAGGUAAUCUGUUCUCGAAAGGUUGAUAAAAUGUUGGAUCUAUUGUUGAUUUUUAUACAAAUUUCUUGAAAGAGGUGCAAAUUUGCAAUCUUUGGAGAGAAAACGUUUGUUGUUUUAGCAAAGGAAAUGUGCUGUAAUCCCCACGAUCUGUCCUGCAGAAUUAUUAUGAGGUCCUGUACUGUGUUAAUAUAUUUUUGGAUAAAUGCUCACCGAUUGUUUUUUUUUUUUUUAUGGCAGUAUACCUUGUCAGUCUACAUUUUAGUGUCACACUUCUCCUCUACAAAUGUAGUCAUUAUACUGAACAAAAAUAUACACUAUUGUUUGUUUUCCUGAUAUUUUACCUCUCUUUGACAGGACUGUAUUCAAACUUUGGAUGAGCCAAUGGUGCACAAACUGUGUGUCAGAAGUCUACAAUGUGGAUUAGGGAGCAUGGACUACAUACAUAGUCUGCUAAUUAUGGACGAUGACAAUGAUAGUGACACUGAGAGU
Porites lobata is the source of this 603-nucleotide messenger RNA. The record is from the annotation of a GenBank genome assembly. NCBI's taxonomy places the organism in Eukaryota, Metazoa, Cnidaria, Anthozoa, Scleractinia, Poritidae.